This is a messenger RNA of Geosmithia morbida, 1683 nucleotides long. Its product is annotated as Rhomboid family. The coding region runs from base 1 to 1683 and encodes 560 amino acids. The transcript is spliced from 2 exons. The record is from RefSeq and is a predicted model, not a curated record. NCBI's taxonomy places the organism in Eukaryota, Fungi, Ascomycota, Sordariomycetes, Hypocreales, Bionectriaceae. Gene Ontology annotation, molecular function: serine-type endopeptidase activity. Gene Ontology annotation, biological process: proteolysis. Gene Ontology annotation, cellular component: membrane.
AUGGCCUCAUACGACUACUACGGUAGCGGACAUUCGCAACCUGCGGGCAACAGCAACAGCAACAUCAUCAACCCGACGCCCCAAUACGCGUCGCAGCUCGACCCCCGGCAGCAGUCCACGGCGCCGACGCCCGCGCCCUCGUACCACUCCCAGACCACAUACCCUCCGGCCGUGGCCUCCGGGCAUCACUCGCCGACCUACCCGCAGGAGCUGCCCGCCCGCAAUCCCGGGGUGGCCUCGCCGUUCGACAGCGUCUUCGACGACAAUGCCUACCCGGCCAACAGCAACAGCAAUCUGCAGGCGUACAACUCGCACGGCAACAGCCUUCGACGCGACCCCAGCGUGAGCGACAUGUCGCAGAACGGCGGCGGGUACAGCAACCACCUGGACACGGGUUACUACGGGGCCGCGGGGGCGGCGUCCCGGCAACCCAGCCCGGUAGGGUCGGAGGCGAUACCGCUGCAGGACCGGCCGCUCAAGGACGGCGGGAUGGGCGUGGCGGACGCCGAGAUGAACGACCACGUGUACGACGCGCCCGAGGGGACGCGGCGGCGCCGCAAGAAGAAGAAGGUGGGCCUGGGGGAGCUGGGCAUGCUCCGGUCGGGCAAGAAGGGCAUCCCGUGGGUGGUUUACACCUUCUCGCUGAUCCAGAUCGGCGUCUUCAUCGGGGAGCUGGUGCGCAACGCCAACCUGACGGGGUCGCCCAUCAUGAUCAAGCCGGAGUUCAACUACAUGAUCGGGCCCUCUACGCAGGUGCUCAUCAACAUGGGCGGGCGGUACGCGCCGUGUAUGCACAACAUCGACGACAUCCAGGGGUCGACGGUCGAGGUGCUGUUCCUGUGCCCCAACGCCACGGCCUGGGACGAUACAUGCGAUCUGUCGACCCUGUGCGGCUUCGGCGGCGUGCCCAAUCCGAAAUUUGACGGCGACGCCGAGCAGAAGCCCCGGCCCAACCAGUGGUACCGCUUCAUCAUCCCCAUCUUCCUCCACGCCGGCAUCAUCCACAUAGUCUUCAACCUCCUCCUCCAGCUCACCCUGGCUAAGGAGAUGGAGCAGGUCAUCGGCUCCAUCCGCUUCUUCCUCGUCUACAUGAGCGCGGGAAUCUUCGGCUUCGUCAUGGGCGGCAACUUCGCCGCCCCCGCCAUCAGCUCCACCGGCGCCUCGGGCUCGCUCUUCGGCAUCCUCGCCCUCAACCUCCUCGACCUGCUCUACUCGUGGAAGGACCGCAAGAGCCCCGUCAAGGACCUCCUCUUCAUCGUCAUCGACAUGCUCAUCUCCUUCGUUCUCGGGCUCCUUCCCGGCCUCGACAACUUCUCCCACAUCGGCGGCUUCCUCAUGGGCCUCGCCUUGGGUAUUUCCGUCCUGCACUCCCCCAACUCCCUCCGCAUCAAGAUGGGCCAGGACGCCACCUACGCCGCCGUUCCGGGGGGCGUCGACUCCGGCGGUGGCGAGACACAGCCAUUCCACAAGAACCCCGUCGGCUUCUUCAAGGGACGCAAGCCGCUGUGGUGGGGAUGGUGGCUGGUCCGCGUCGGUGCCCUCAUCCUCGUCAUCGUCAUCUUCAUCGUCCUCAUCAACCGCUUCUACAAUGUUGGCUCCACUUGCAGCUGGUGCAAGUAUCUUAGCUGUCUGCCUGUCAAAAACUGGUGUGAGCUCGGAACCAUUCAAUCAACGUCUAGUUAA